GAUAGGAUUAGAAACUGCUGUCAUGGCCCUGCUGUGUGCCUCCUCCUGCACUGGAGGCUUUUCUUCUCCUCUAUCUCUGUCCCCUGUGCCUCCUAAAUCCAUCAGGGGCCCCUCCCCCAGUGACCCCACCCUAGUACAGGGCACUCCAGGUCCUAUGAGCAUCCUUUUGUCCUCACUGGUCCCAUACCAACGCAGUCCGUUCUCCUCGUAGCCUAACUUCCACGUGUCCUGUCCCAGUACAGCAUUUUCCUCCUUCGGCCAACAGGGAAAGUGGACACCAGUCAUCUGUAAACAGUCCUCCCCACCAGAGGGGCGCCCUACUCCAUCCCCCAUCUCAUCCUCAAGCUCCCCUUGCAGGCCUUUCACCUCCUCUGCAGCCCCAUAAUGUGGCAAGCAGAAAGUGAAAUCUAGUUCGUAAACAGGAUUGGCUUUCACCCCCAGGCUCCUUCUUUACCCUAAAUGGCCCGCUCUCCUCUCUCAUUCCAGCCAUGCUCUUGAGACCCUCCUCAGCCUGCUCCUCCUCUCCCUGUUCGGGGUGUUCCCGAAACUGGACAGGAUCCAAAGCCCGUACCUGCCCUCCAAGUUUUCACUUCCACUCUAGAGUUUUCCUCAAGGAAAAGUCCUCUCUUAGUCUAACCUUAAUCUCUCCUGCUGCGUGCCUAAAUGCCCUUUCCACCUUUUCUCUUUAUGAAAUCUCCUUUACAUCAUAAAUACCAUCUUCCUCUCAGACCCUGAAACCUGCCCCAGCUUGAAGAAGUUCUUUUCACAUCUACCUCCUGCCCAGAGUCUAGGAUACCUGGAUGCCCGCCUGCCGAUGGACUACGACAGCGACCCGACCAGGUCUGGCUCUCCAGCCUGAGGGGCGGCCCCUCAGCCGCCAGCGCAGCCACGACGGGGUUAAAGCUCAGGACUUGGGGAGGAGGGGGCCGGGAGGGGCGGUGCGGAGCCAAUCCGCAGCAGCACAGUCCCCGGGCCGAGUGGGGCGCGCCGAGCCGGGAGCUGCGAGCCGAGCCUAGCGCCCGGCUAGGGCCGGGGCUCGAGCGCAGCGGAGAGGGAGUCCCGAGUUCCCAGCCCGAGUCCCGCCGCCGCGGUACCCCACGCCAUGGAGCCGGAUAACAGCCCACGGAAGAUCCAGUUCACCGUGCCGCUGCUGGAGCCGCACCUGGACCCCGAGGCGGCCGAACAGAUUCGGAGGCGCCGCCCCACCCCUGCCACACUUGUGCUGACCAGUGACCAGUCAUCCCCAGAGUCCCCACCAAGGUCUGGAGACAGAACAAGGUCUUGGAGAAUGUCAGAAGAGCUUGAGAUAGAUGAAGACAGGAUCCCCAACCCACUUCUCAAGUCCACUUUGUCAAUGUCUCCACGGCAACGGAAGAAGAUGACAAGGACCACACCCACCAUGAAAGAGCUCCAGACGAUGGUUGAGCAUCACCUAGGGCAACAGAAGCAAGGAGAGGAACCUGAGGAAGCUGCUGAGAGCACAGGGACCCAGGAGUCCUACCCACUUGAGAUCCCAGACACAGGCUCAGCGUCAAGGCCGGGUACUCCUGGGAUAGCACAAAAGCCUGCAGCAUCCACCCCCAAGAUUCAGGAGCAGUGUGGUGUGCAGCCCAGCACAAAGGACCCCUUGCCACCAACGGAUUCCCAGGGAGCCAGCUUGGUCUGAAAGGAGUUGGCAUCCCGGGAUCGCCACUGCGGUGUGGAAACUCAUGGACACUGGAUGUUCCUUAAUCUCUUGUUUUUAAAAGUGAUAAAUUUGGUGUUAGGUCGUUGGUGCUCUUCUUUUUUCCAGCCUGGGCAUUCCUUCCUUCCUUAGCUCUUGUCUGCACGCCACAGCCCCCCGCUCUCAGGACUAACUAGGGGAGGAAAUAGGAAAACUGACAAAAGCCUAGAUUUUAUGUUCAUAAAGAGAAAUGGGAGUCUGGAAGUCAAAGAGCACCUCAGUGCUUUCUUUCCUUACUGAGGAAAGCUCUGCCCACACAGAAGGGUUGCACUCUGGGAGACUGCAGGUCUGAAACAGAAGCCCUGACAAGCUGGGCAUCCUGUGCUGUGUCUCCCUCUGCAGGACAUAAGUGGGAAGUGCACCUUGUCUCUAGACCCUGAGAAGAAAGUAUUUGGAAUUGUCUGGCCUCCAUCCAACUCUGUGGCCACUAUUCCUUAUUCCAACCUGAUAGGAAAGACUGUCUGAGAACUCAAGUGUCUAGAAACCCAAUGGACCACCUUUUGUCCUUCAUCCUGAGGUCAGGGUAAGACUAACACCAUGCACAGGUGGAGAAAUGGCUUCUGAUCCCAAACAGGCUUCUCAUGAUGCUGAUUCUGCUUUUCCCAAAAAAAUUAAAGAAAGGAAGAAGGCAAGAUUCUUUCACCCUCUUUGCUGCAUCAGUGCGCCACAGCUUGGGUGGUGCCGCAGAUAGCCUUCCCCUGGGCCUCUCUCCAUUCUCAAGGAGAACACCCUGCCAGAGCUCUAACUCAGAAGAUGACAUGUGAGAGAACACCACACACAUCCAGCCAGUCUCCCUUCUUUAUUGAUCUCUGGCUAUAUCAGGGGCCUGGGAGACCAGAAGCAUGGGGAGUCACAUGCGGUUCAGAGUGGCAAGUCUAACCACCAUGGAGAUGGACUUCACGAGAACAGGGCCCACUGUACAGAUGCAUGGCUGGUAUUUACAAGAAAGGAGGAGGCAGCCACCUGGACUCGGCCUUUUCUUGGAUGAGGUGGGGCAAGGAGCCUGAGGACAGGAAGAGGCUCUGCCUGGCUGCACUUGCUCUGUGUGCCCCAGGCAGCAACAGCCCUGCGCCCUUCCCCUUCUGCCUUCCAACCUGAGAGGCCCAGGGAGGGGAAUCUCUUCUUAGGCCAGUUCUGGGAGAAGGAAGGCAGGAAGGACCCACUCUGACCACAUGGAUUGCUGGGUCAUACCUUACCCCACUUGCACCAGGGCCAGCUGUCCCCUCCUUCCUUUGUUCAUACACACUGAAGGAAGAUCUCAAAGCAUUUACAGACAUUGGUCGGAUGAGAGCCUCUUAGUCCCGGG
Messenger RNA from Alexandromys fortis (reed vole), 3029 nucleotides. It is a transcript of the gene Ppp1r1a, whose product is annotated as protein phosphatase 1 regulatory inhibitor subunit 1A. Gene Ontology annotation, biological process: intracellular signal transduction. The record is from RefSeq and is a predicted model, not a curated record. Lineage: Eukaryota; Metazoa; Chordata; Mammalia; Rodentia; Cricetidae. Gene Ontology annotation, cellular component: cytoplasm. The coding region runs from base 1103 to 1666 and encodes 187 amino acids. The transcript is spliced from 8 exons. Gene Ontology annotation, molecular function: protein phosphatase inhibitor activity.